CGGACGCUUUGCGGUUGGCGCAGCUGGAUCUUGGAGUAACGGCUGCAGACCCCAGGCGGCCUCGGGCAUGUCCUGCCCGGGACCCGGCUGAGAGAAACACGGCUCAUGGCGCAAGGCCGGGAGCGAGAGGAGAACGUCUACGCCACCGCCGGCGCGUCCCUGUCCGUGAGAUGGGUCCAAGGAUUCCCUAAGCAGAAUGUUCAGUUUAUCAAUGACAGCACCAUCUGCUACCCUUGUGGGAAUUUUGUAAUAUUUAUUAAUAUUGAAACCAAGAAAAAGACUGUACUCCAGUGUAUGAAUGGAGUUGUGGGUGUCGUGGCAACUAAUGUUCCUUAUGAAGUUGUGGCUUUUUCUGAUCGGAGGCUAAGACCUCUCAUCUACAUAUACAACUUUCCUGGAUUGACCAGAAGGAACAAAUUGAAAGGCAAUGUUCUUCUGGACUAUACUUUACUUUCAUUCAGUUACUGUGGCACCUACCUGGCUAGUUACUCCUCUCUCCCAGAAUUUGAACUGGCCCUUUGGAACUGGGAAUCAGGUGUCAUUUUGUGCAAGAAGACACAACCUGGUACGGAUGUAAGCCAGAUGACUUUUAACCCUAUGAACUGGCGCCAGCUGUGCUUAUCAAGUCCAAGUGCAGUGACCGUGUGGACUAUUGAAAGAAGUAACCAGGAGCAUCAUCUCAAAGCAAAGUCAGUAAAACUACCUAUGGAAGACGGAUCAUUUUUUGAUGAAACAGAUGUAAUUUUCCCCACCUCGUUGCCCAAGGAUCUUAUCUAUGGACCUGUGCUCCCACUGUCAGCCAUUGCUGGGCUAGUAGGAGAAGAGGCAGAAACUUUCAGGCCUAAAGAUGAUCUAUAUCCUUUGCUUCACCCAUCUAUGCACUGCUGGACUCCAACAAGUGACCUAUAUGUUGGCUGUGAAGAGGGUCAUCUUUUAAUGGUUAAUGGAGAAACCUUGAAGGUGACUCUACUUAAUAAGAUAGAAGACAAAGUACCAAUGGAGGGAAGAAAUCUUAUCAGUCCAGUCACCAUGGUAUAUCAGAAGGGAGGAGUGCUCAUUUCUGGAAUUGAUGGCUUUGUGUAUUCUUUUACUAUUAAAGAUUCAACUUACAAAGUAGAGGAUUUUCUUGAGAUUGAAGAGCCUGUGGCACAUAUGAUGUUUUCUCCAAAUUACCACAUGUUGCUGAUUCAAACAGACAAGGGAUCUGUUUAUAUCUACACUCAUCAUGAGAAGCCAACCUUUGAUAAAGUCCUAGAGGCUUGUGAUGGGAAAUUUCAAGCAAUUGACUUUAUCCCACCCGGAAAUGAAUACUGCAUGACACUCACACAUUCAGGGGAAGUUUGUGUUUGGUAUAUAGAAGAUGGUACUUGUGCCAGCAGGAUUUAUCUGAAUACCCCAGCAACAGUGCUGGCUUGCUCUCCUUCCUCCCUCUCUGUGGCUGUGGGCACCAUGGGGGGCUUCAUCCACUUCCUCGAUGUCAGGGAUGCGGAGGCCCCUCAGGCAAUUCACAAGGCCUUCCCCUCAGAAUGGUCUGUACAGCACCUCCUUUAUGACCAGCGAGGGAUAUAUCUAUUAGUUGGAACAUCAGAAGGCUAUGUCUUUAUUAUCAAUGCCAAUCCAUCAAGCUUGUUUCAGAUCCUUGGAUUCGUAGAGGUGGGCAAAGACAUUUUACAAAUAUCCACAGUGUCUCUUUUGGAAACAGACAUAGUAGAAGUGAUCGUGCUUUCCCCACUUCCAGAAACAGGAAGAAGCAGAUUGGAAAUAUUUACUCUGCCUAAAAUACUACCACAAGUUUCUGCGAGCUUUAUUGAUGAAAGAGGGAGGCUGAAAGAUGCACUCAUUCACAGGUUCCGGUAUGAGAUAGAACACAGCCUGUCUUCUGCCGUGCUGGACUUUCAAAGUCACCAAAUAUAUGGCUUCUGUAACCAAGUGCCAUAUAUCUGCAGCUACCUUCUUCCUGAACAAGAACACAGUGGUAUUUGCAUUCUUAAGCCAUACCAAAAAGUGCAAAGCAAACACUAUGGACCCGGAAUGCUCACUCUGUCUCCACAUGGGCUGUGGCUCAUAACAAUAGCUAAAGGUGGAAUUUUGUGUAUCCGAGAUGUUCAUACUUUGGAAACGUUUGUUCGAAGUCGGAGUCAUUCUCACCAGGGGCAUGGGAUUCAAUCAGUGAGAAUUUCAAUGGAUGGACAAAACAUUCUGGUGAAUGGGAGAGAUGAUGGCACCCUUGUUUACCUAAGAUGGAGGCGGCUUGGAGGAAACCUAGCCAGUGAAAUGAUCCAUUAUUGCCAGAAACUUUUAAUUUCUCUGAGCAACACCAUGGAUGAGGAGAAUGAUUAUUUAAGUAUACAACAAGGAGAGUCCUUGAAUUUGGAAUCAAAAUCUGAACACACAAUGAAUGAGAAUAUGAAGCCAAGCAUUGAUUCAUCACAAGAGGAAUUAGUCCAAGUUGACAAUUUAAAGGAAAUUCCCUGGAUACAACAAAAAAGCCAAGAGGCCAUCAAAAAUGAGGUUAAACUGUUUUCCAAGAAAAGGAAAGAGAUAAAAACAGGAAUCAAAGCACUUGCUAAAACUGUUCUGACUAUGAUGGAAGAAAAUGAAACAGUAGAUAAUAUUGCAAAAUUAGACCAAAAGGAAUUUGGCCUGGAUCUUGAAGAACUGGAAAGACUUCACGAUGAAAAUGAGGAAGAAGUGGCAAAGAUAAGAAAGGAUGCAGAGAUGCAUAACCUCGCCAAGGCCUAUUUGGCUGAACUUAUUAAAGAAGAAUGCUGGAAUUCGAUGGCUGUGAAAGGUCGAGCUCUUAAGUGCUUUCACAUGCCCUACGUGGUUGAGAACUUUCCAAUGAAAGAACGCACGGAAGAAGAGUUGAAAGAAUUAAAGAGAGUUUUGCAGCAAAAGAAGAUUGAAACAGAAUGUCUUAAACUACGGAAGGAAAUUGUAGAGGUUCAGCCUACAAUUACCUUGGUUAAGAAGCAUCAUGAAGAGGAGGAUGAAGAAGAAGAAGAAGAAGUGGCAGUAAAAAAUUCCAACUUGCCCAAUUACCUGCUUGGCAGUCUGAGUACUGAUUUUGGUGUACAAGCCCCUUUGUUGUCAAGCCAAUUGGAACUUCAUUCCAGAGAGGAGAAAAUAAACCAAAUUAUAUUACUGAAAGAUGUCAUUUACAAGGUAAAAACUGCUUUCAACAAUGAGUUUGAUGCUGCAUAUAAACAAAAAGAGUUUGAAGUUGCACGUGUGAAGGAAAGAAAUGUAAGAAUUAAAGAAAUUAUUUUAGAUUUGGACUUGGAAGAAGUGGUCUGGCAACCAGAAUUUGAUGAUUGUGAGAAGCCAGAGAGAACCCUCGUUGUGGAAAACAAAGAGAUUACAGCUCAGAAAAUGCUUAAUCCAUGGCUGAAAGCCAAAGCAGAAUUGACCGCAACCCGUGAAAUGGAGCGAUGGCUUCUGACACGGGGCCCCGACACAAGGCACCGAGCCCUGAUGGACAUGAUGGGAGGAGUUCUGGAAGUCAAGAAGGAAGAUAUUUUGAGAAUGGUGAUUCCUCAACCUGCUUUCAUGGUAAAACCUGAUGCUCUAUGGUCUGAAGAGGAGAGGAAACAAGUCAAAGACUAUGAGAAGAAAGUCAAAGAGUUAAAUGAAGAAAGAGAUAAGUAUAGAAAGUCAUUAGAAGCAGAAAUGAAGAAACUUCAAAACUCCAUUCAAGAAAGCACACAGAAUUUUGAUGAACAUUUGAAAAGACUCUUUGAAAGGAGAGUGAAGGCAGAGAUGGUUGUCAACCAGGAGGAAUUGAAAAUAAAUAAUCUUGUCUUUUCUCUACUGUUGGAUGAAGAAAUAAGCUCCAGAGAAGCAUUCUUAAACAACUACCUUACAAGGAAGCAGGAGGAGAAAGUUCUGGAUCGCAGCUUUAGAAAAGAAUUUUCUGAAAUUCCCAGUCAUCAGGUGGAUAUACUCUACAAACUUUUUAAACGCCGACCAAGGAUUCACAAACAGAAAAUGCACUCAGAUCCCGCCAGCAUUGUGCCUUUCGGAGAGCGACCAGAAUCUGGGAAAUUGAAUAAGGAUGCCUUUGUCCAGUUAAUGAAAGCCAUGGAUGACUUGGACAAUAUUAGUAACAUGCCAGAAGGCUUGGAUCCCUCGGUCUGGGAUCAUUUCUGCAUGACCAGACGAGCGAAAGUGGAAAAUGAACAGAAAGUAAAGCAGAAAGCGGCCGGCUUAAUGGAAAUGAUGGCUUUUCUGCGGAGGAGAACAGAGGAUGAUGAUAAGUUGCAACAGGAAAUUGAAAAAGUGUUCCAUGAACUCAUGGUAUUGCAGGAAGAGAAAGUGAGAUUCCAGUUGAAUUUGACAAUCCAAAUUCUCCUUAAACAAGGACAAGUGGAGCUGGAAAAUUUUCAGUUAUUGCUGGAAUAUCCUGAUGCAAUUCUCAUCAACAAGAACAUAAUUGAAGACUUGAAUUCCGUGAUUCGGACUCAAGGACAAAAGAAAGUUGCUAGUAUGAUGGAAAGUAAAGAUGUCCACAAAGGAAUAUUUCAGAUUGAGUGGGAACAUAAGAAAAUGGAGAUGGAAAUGGAAGAUCUAAAUCAGAAGGCUUGGGAUAUUCAGAUGCUGUUUUUUUCAAGAGAUCGUCAAAAGUACCUAAAUGAACCAAACUAUGAGACUCUGAUUGCCAUUCAAAUUGGAAUAAUGGAGCAAACCAUUGCUGUUUUAGAGAAGACCCACAAAAAGAAUGUGGAAAACUGCAAAAAACUACUAAAAAAACUGGGAAGGUACAGCAAUCAAAAAGAUGUAGCAAAUUAUACUCUAAGCUGCAAUUUACGAGAAGAGUUGGUGGCUGUCUCAGAGAGAAAAGACAUCUGUAAUGCAAUGGGGUCUAAACUGACUUGUGAAAAAAUUGCCAAAGAACGAUAUGAAAACAUGAUGCAACAACAAAAGUUAACAAAUAUUGCAAAACAACAAGCUGAACAGAUUUCAAUACUGCAGGCUGAAGUUGAACGAUUAAGGAUGAAAACAUUUCCUGCUCUUGUUCAAAUAUAAAAAUGCUGGUGGGAAACACAAGGCAAUCAAUCAUUUAAAAAAUAAUUUCACUUUAUUAAAAUGAUUUUUUUCUCCCAUUUCAGGAUAUUUAAGUAGAACUUCUUCUUAGUUACAUAUUUUUAAUA
Leptonychotes weddellii (Weddell seal) is the source of this 5150-nucleotide messenger RNA. Lineage: Eukaryota; Metazoa; Chordata; Mammalia; Carnivora; Phocidae. The record is from RefSeq and is a predicted model, not a curated record.